Molecule: messenger RNA, 919 nt
Organism: Fopius arisanus
Lineage: Eukaryota; Metazoa; Arthropoda; Insecta; Hymenoptera; Braconidae
Product: CB1 cannabinoid receptor-interacting protein 1
Exons: 2
Coding region: 145-645 (166 amino acids)
Biological process (GO): negative regulation of signaling receptor activity
Cellular component (GO): plasma membrane
Molecular function (GO): type 1 cannabinoid receptor binding
Source: RefSeq, a predicted model, not a curated record
GCGUGCCGUCGCGACGUACCUCAGUGAGCGUCCCGACGCCGGUGGCGCAGGUUUCGGCGGAAAUUCACCCGUUCAAGUGAUUAAAGUCGGAGAAAUUCGGAGAAGUGAUUGGUUAAUUCGAUUAUCCCGCGUAGGAGAUGUUAGAUGGGUGCUGAUGGCCAUUUUCGGGUGACGCUUUCCGUCAGGAAAGAACCUGGUGCCGGUCCUGUCUUCUGCAAAAUGGAGACAUCGGCGAGGUUCAGGCAGCUCAAGACUGUAAAACUCAGCUGCGAUUCUACUUACCGAUUUGAUAUCAGCUUCAAACCGCCGCAAUUGCUGCAAUCGCUGAGUAUCGGUGGUAAACCGGUGGAGGCGAUAGAACGCGCCCGGGAUGGUACAGCUUGCGCUUACAGCACUUAUUACAGCACAAAGGAUGUGACACCGAGUGCACGUGGUCAUCGGGAGGAAUUGCCAAUUGCAAUGCGUGUACUUGCCUCGGGGUACCUCACCACCUGCCUCCAGAUAAAGUAUUACAAACCCGAUGACCACAGCCACUGCGAAUGGGGCUCCAGAUUGCACUGCAUCGAGCUCGACUGCUCAAGUGUCGAGGGAAGACUUGUUACAGUGGACAAAGAGACCUAUCGAAAACUCGGAAUUGAAUCUUAGCAUUCGACCAACGAACCCAGGACCCCGGAAUCCCCUGAAAAAAUUUUUUCAUUCGAAAGUCAGUGGUGGAAAUUCACCUGAGGGCACGUACACGACGAUAUCAUCGGUUAUUAUUUCAAAAUAUCAUUCUAUUCUGCAAACAAUUGGGAAAAGAAGAGGAAUAAAUUAAUUGUGGUAAUAGGGGGAAAUUUAAAUCGAAAGAAAAAUCCGGAAUUUUCAAUACCGCAGUUUUUCUCGGAAAAUCAGUGGUGGAAAUUUCGUUGGAUAGCGUUUG